Messenger RNA from Anopheles funestus (African malaria mosquito), 4669 nucleotides. RefSeq names its product proline dehydrogenase 1, mitochondrial (gene slgA). The record is from RefSeq and is a predicted model, not a curated record. The coding region runs from base 747 to 2753 and encodes 668 amino acids. Gene Ontology annotation, cellular component: mitochondrion. Gene Ontology annotation, molecular function: proline dehydrogenase activity; FAD binding. The transcript has 12 exons. NCBI's taxonomy places the organism in Eukaryota, Metazoa, Arthropoda, Insecta, Diptera, Culicidae.
GAUAGUAUUGUACUUCGUUAAGCCGUGGCGGAAAGAACGAAAAAUACGAUCAGUCUGCCGUGUGUCGAGCGCCCAGCACCGAGUCUGCUACCGUGUUCUACUUCCUCAGUGCGUGAAUUCCGCGAACGUCAUCAGAAGCAGAUUCGGGGCUUGCGAAAAGGAGGCUUAAAAAAGGAAGAAAACUCAUCCUCUCGCCGUCUAUGUAUCCCCUCCCCCCAACAGUGUCCUGUUUGCGACUGAGUGACAGAACAGUGUCAGUGUAGUGGUGUUGAAAAGUGUAUUGUGUGUGAAACAAGGAUUCGUCGCCUACUUCGCCGGUGAAUCGUAGUGUGUGUUUGUGCAUUGCUUGGAGCAAAAGUGUGCUCUCGAUUUGUGCACUUGUAGUCGAGGUGCCAAUUGUGGCGUGGUUCGUCCUCGACUUCUGUCCUGUAAAACAAGAAAACCGGUGCUUACGCUGGUGUAGAAGUGUGUGUGUGUAUAUUUGGGCACCUGCCUGCUGUAAGUGUUUUUUUUUUGUGCAGCAGCUGUAUCCUUUUAUUGUCCUUCCGCCUGAGGGGAAGCAAGGAAAUAGCUGGGUUGUGUCGCUGUUAAGUGUCCAGUGAGAGUGAUAGCCAGGAAUCGGAAAAUAAUCUUCCAAGCUUCAGGCAACGCGUGUUUUCCACCAAAAAAAAAACACACACACACACACGGUACAAAUUUCAGCCUAUCUCUACAUUUUUCCGACUGUUCAGCGAUUUGUGGUCGGUAUGGCCUUCCUGCGUACCGUUUCGCGCUGCAAUAGCCUGGUGCCCCGCAAGGUAUCCUCUCCGUCUGCGACCGGAAAUGGAUGUCUAUCGUACUCGAAAUCGGAACAAUUCCUGCGACAGUACUGUAUUCAUGCUGCCAGCAACCGGGGUCCACUGCCCAGUGCAGUUCUAGCGGCACUGAACCACCGGUUGGCUCUCGAAGGAUACCCGUUCGAUGGAGCUCGUCGCUGGCGAUCGACGACGGUGGCGGCCGCAUCACCCGUGGCCACCGGUGCUCGCCAACGGCAACAGCAGGACAAUAAUCCUUCCACCCCGGAACGGGAUCCACUUGACGUCAGCUUCAACGAUCCGCAUGCUGCCUUCAAGAGUAAAACCACUUUCGAGUUGAUACGGGCGUACUUUGUGUACGUGCUGUGCUCCUCCGAAUUCCUUGUGGAGAACAACAUGAAGCUGAUGAAAGUCGCGCAAACGAUACUCGGCGAAAAGCUCUUUACGCUGGCAAUGAAGUAUACCUUCUAUGGCCAUUUUGUGGCUGGUGAAGAUCAGCUCAAAAUUGUCCCAACACUGGAAAGAUUGCGGUCGUUCGGUGUCAAACCAAUUCUUGACUACUCGGUAGAGGAAGAUCUAUCACAAGAGGAGGCCGAAAAGCGUGAAGUUGAAGCAUCUGUUUCUUCGGCGGGCACCAACUUAGCGGAGGACAGUGCUGACUCGCUGCCACAGUACAGCGUUGAUAAAACGUUUGCCGAUCGGCGGUACAAGGUGCAGAGUGCUAGGACUUACUUCUACCUUAAUGAGGCAACCUGCGAACGUAACAUGGAGACUUUCCUCGAGUGUCUUGACGCUGUCAAAGGUGCAACAUUCGGUACAGGUAUCACUGCUAUUAAACUGACUGCUCUUGGUCGACCACAGCUGCUACUUCAAGUGUCGGAAGUAAUUAUGCAAGCUCGCCGGUACAUGAUGGAUUUGGCCGGAAGUACCGGGAACAUUUUAACGCAUCACAAAACUAUACAAGAUCUCGAACGUUAUCUCGGCAACGUAGCCGAUAAGGCGGAAGUAAAGGAGUUUCUUAAAAAGGUGACUUCGGACAAAGAUGGCAUUCUUCAUCUUUUCCCAUGGACCGGUAUCAUUAACGAGGACUGUCAGCUGAGUGAAACUUUCCGUGUUCCGGAUCCGGUAACCGGUCAGAUGCGUCGCUUGAUCUCAAAGAUUCCACCCAAAGAAGAGGAAAUGUUCCGUAACAUGAUUAGACGAUUGAAUACUAUUGUUAAGACUGCCCAAGACCUUGACGUUCGUAUUAUGAUUGACGCCGAGCAAACCUACUUCCAACCAGCCAUCUCGCGAAUUACUCUCGAAAUGAUGCGAAGGUACAACACCGAAAAGGCCAUUGUGUUCAACACCUAUCAGUGUUAUUUGAAAGACACAUACAAAGAGGUGUGCACGGAUCUGGAGCAAGCCAAGCGUCAGAAUUUCUAUUUCGGUGCGAAGCUUGUGCGCGGAGCGUACAUCGAGCAGGAGCGUGCACGUGCGGCCGCUCUCGGCUAUGAAGAUCCAACCAAUCCCUCCUUUGAAGCAACAACCGAAAUGUACCACAAAACAUUAACCGAGUGUUUGAGACGCAUUAGGAUUCUCAAAGAUGCGAAUAUCGAUCCGAAAAAGAUUGCCAUUAUGGUUGCAUCGCACAACGAGGAUACAGUCCGGUUUGCUAUCAAGAAGAUGGAGGAGAUUGGUAUCCAUCCGGAGGAUAAAGUGAUUUGCUUUGGUCAAUUAUUGGGCAUGUGUGAUUAUAUCACGUUCCCGCUAGGUCAAGCAGGCUAUUCCGCCUACAAAUACAUCCCGUACGGUCCAGUCAACGAAGUCCUGCCAUAUCUGUCGCGACGAGCGCAGGAAAAUAAGGGUGUGCUUCAAAAGAUCAAGAAGGAAAAACGACUCCUGUUGUCCGAGAUCACCAAGCGGCUAGCGAAGGGGCAACUGUUUUACAAACCGAAGGGCAAAUACGUUCCUAUCUAAACAUCUGCGUACGUUUGUCCCGGUGGCAGAGAAGUGGCUACUACCGCAAAACAGCAUACUACACACAGCAAAGCGGCCGUAACAGUGCAGCAAGUUGAAUUUAACAACCCUCUGAACCUCCUCCUCUUCUCAUCUGUCCAAUUCAUAGGGUGCAUCCCUUUUUCACAUCCUUUUCGGAAAACGGAAGCCAACAGGAUGCAGGAAUAUGGACAAUUUUUAUACAUUACGGUAUUCCACUAGUUGGCAAACGAAAUCGUAUCACAUCAUCCCCGCCGACAAUGUGAUUUAAAACCGUUUGAUACGGGACAGCGGUGUGUUAGAUGCGUUACUUUCCGUUAAACGUUUAUGCUUGUAAUAUUUGACCGCUGACGUACGAUCGUGUAACCCUUUCGAAGCCACGUAUUCGACUCACGUGACAUCAGCGUGCUCUAAAUGUGUAUAUAGUUUUGUUUGUUUUGUUUGAACGACGAUCACAAUAAUGUUUGCUCCGUGUCCAUCUAGCUUUUUCGUGUAUCUUUUCAUGCGCAGCCAAAGAAAGAUACUUUACAAUUGAUCGAUAUUUAAGCGUUUCAUCUUCGCUGGAGCACCAGUUUAUGAUGUUUCUACAUUACAAUAGUUUGUGACACGAUUUUACGUUUUGAACAUGUGAACUAACAACGUACAUAUUUCAAUGCAAACACAUUAGUCCAAUGUUGCAUUGGUGCACUGUACGCCCUUUCCUUCCGAGAAGGGUGUGCUAGUAUCUUUGUCUGAUUUGCAUAAACGUUAUGAUAGCAUAUUGUUUGCUUGUUUUACCAACUACAGUAACUUUGCUCAUACUCCAGGACUGCAAAUAAUAUAGCUUGCGUGUUUGUGUGUGUGUGUUCCGUUGUUGCGGCAAGAUAAGCUUCUUUAUAGGUACAGACGAUCUGCGGGUUCACCCCGAUUGGUCCUGUAUUUUGGUAAACAUCAUCAUUGAAUUAUAUUAGUAUUAUGUGCUUAUUAAGAGAAGGAAAGACAAACGCGCAAGGUAGGCAAAUUUUAGAUACUAAAACAAAGCCACUGAUGGCUACCGAAUGCAACGGAAAAACUCAGACUCACAUUUACACACACACAUCUACACACUUGUGAAAAGUGCUGACAAUAAAAAUGAAUACGAAAAUUCAACUAAAUGUGAAACAAACAAGUUUGCAGCAAGCGGGAAACGCAGGAACGAAGGCGCCUGCAUCGGCUGACAAUUCUGUGUAAUACCAGUGAACGGGCGUUUUAUCGUAAAAGCUACCCUCCUCCCCCAACCCGGGUUACCGGGGUUUGUAGUGGGGUGAAAUAGAGCAAAAUGAUGUUAGGUGAAAAUUUACUCAUAUUUAAAUGUGUGACUCAACAACUAUUACAAACCAAACAUACCAAACACAAACACGAAAAUGCGAUACAAAUAUUUCACAAAAAAGUUCUAAGUAAAUGUUUACAUGUUCCAUAUGUUCCGUCGAUGCAGCAUACGGAGGGAACUGAAGCCGAUUAACAAAAUAUAUGAUAAUUAUCGAAGCUAGUGAUGAAUAUUAUUAAAAACUGAUCUGGAUAACGGAUAAGACGCACGCAUAUUAUCGCAGUACAUGCAAUGAAACAAUGCAUACAGGAGUAAACUAAGAGCGAAAAUCGAAAGUUAAUGUUCUCACGUAUUGAAUGGGUGUAUUUGCGGGUUUUGAAAACAUGCAGGAAAGGGACACUGUAGUAGUGUAUGUGUUGGUCCACACGGGGGGAAAUGGGAAGUAAAACACCCGGAGCACAUCAUCUCGACACGUUGAUAUUCAAUUAACAUCGAUGGAAAACCUUCCUGGCAUGGGUGUGUAACUGGCAAUGUCUGUUAAUUAAUUGAAAAACUCUGAUCGUAAGAUGUGUAAAAAUUCUGAGACAAACAAUAAAUAUACUGAAUCAGAAAC